Molecule: messenger RNA, 389 nt
Organism: Ambispora gerdemannii
Lineage: Eukaryota; Fungi; Glomeromycota; Glomeromycetes; Archaeosporales; Ambisporaceae
Source: the annotation of a GenBank genome assembly
AUGGCUGCUCAAAAGACAGAAUUUACUAAGAUCGUAGAAAAUUCUAUUGCAGUGAUUUCAGACGAUUUGCGAGAAAUUAGUUUAAAGAUUCACGCAAAGCCUGAGAUUGCACUCGAAGAACACUUUGCACAUAACCUUUUGACGGAUUAUCUUGAGAAAAACGAGGUUACUGGUGGACGGACUGUACGACGCAUUGUCUGCGCUUGGACAUGGAUGUGGCAUAAUUUGAUUGCGAUUUCUGGUGUCGCUGCUGCUUAUGGUGUAAUGAAUGUACUUAAAGCUUUAAGCAUUCCUGGAAAAGUAGUAUUGUUUAGAACACCAGCUGAAGUAGAAUUAAUCGAAGCUGGAGCGUAUAAAGAAGUCGAUGUGUCUUUGAUGGUUCACCCAGC